Molecule: messenger RNA, 1179 nt
Organism: Naegleria lovaniensis
Lineage: Eukaryota; Heterolobosea; Eutetramitea; Acrasida; Naegleriidae
Exons: 1
Coding region: 1-1179 (392 amino acids)
Molecular function (GO): calcium ion binding
Source: RefSeq, a predicted model, not a curated record
AUGUUCGGACCUCAAAGACCAACCGUUGUUUUAAUCUAUGGAGCAGUCGGAAGCAGAAAGGAAAAUUUAUUGCAAAGUUUGAUGGAUUCUCAACAGCAAUUGCUUGAAAAAACUUCCAGUGCAUCAAGCAGCAUCCAUCGAAUGUUGGACGGACUCGAAAAGUUUGUGUUUGUUCCGACAGUUACGGUGGCACCGAAAGAUAUCGAGCACGAUUUUAAAAGGACUCCGAAUUGUUUUGAAUUCGAGGAUGCUUCAAAUUUUGCCUCUCGCUUCGCUAGUAAUGAUUUUGAUUUAUGUUGGAAGGAAUUUCUGGACAAGCAAUACAAGUGUUCAAAAUCGGAAGCCAUCACUAUCGAUUACAUCUAUAAGGCCAUUCCAAAUGUUGAGACAAUCUUGAAAGAACAUCCAUCGUGUCGGAAAGUCAUCAUUUCCACUUCUAACAGCUCUGGAUCUGAAGAGAGUGGAUCAGUGUUCAACCCAUUGAUGGAAGCUAUCAAAUUGUAUAAAGAUUCCCACGAUGUAAAAAUUGUGCUUGUUCGAGCGUCAAGAGAGGUAGUUCAGCAAUCUCUAAAGGACAAGGGAUGUUACAAUCAAGAUGAAAUCGAUACGUUAAUGGUGCAUCAUGAGUACAUUGAGAAAGACAAGACAAUUAAUGAUCUUCGAAAAUAUUUGCAUUACAAUGGAAAUAUUCCGCUCACCUUUGUUGACAUUACCAACAAUAUGGAGGCUGAUAUGAGAAGAUUUGUGAAUGCUGUCGAAGGCAAAACUGAAGAGGAAAAUGAACCAUUUUACGAGAGCAAGCACACUGCUCGAGAAUACAUGAAGACACACAAAGUUAGCGAGUUGCUUCAAUAUUUGCUGCAGCUUGUGUUGGUAGAAAUGCCUUCUGAUCCACGACAAUUUCUCAUUGAUAACUUGAAGAAAAUUCAGUCCCACUCCUCGAAGAAGAUUUUAACGUCCUCAGAUUUUGAAACCAUGUUCUCCAUGAUUGAUAUUAAUAAUAAGGGCUUUGUGACCUACGACCAAACGUUAAAGACUUUAAUCAAUCUGAAAGUGGAUUCUAAAAGUGCAGAAAAAGCCUUAUCAGCAUUUGAAAAGAGUUCAAGAAUUAAUCAGGGUCAAUUUGUAGAAAUAAUUUCCAAGCAAUUAGAUAUAUUGAACGGCACUCCUUAUCAAUAA